GUUCAAAGUCAGAAAAUGAGAUACAAGACUUCCUUGGUGAUGAGGAAACGAUUACGGCUUUACCGAAACUCCCUGAAAGAGUCAAGUAGCAGCUCCGGACACCAUGGCCCCCAGCUCGCUGCUGCCUCCAGCCCCUCGGUGUUCCCGGGCCUUCACGAGCAGCCUCCCCAGGCCUCCCCCAGCGGCACUUUGAACGGACUCCUGCGUCUGGGGCUCCCCGGAGACAUGUACGCUAGGCCUGAACCCUUCGCGCCGGGACCCGUGGCCCGCAGCGACGCCCUGGCAGCUGCCGCGGCCCUGCACAGCUAUGGGGGCAUGAACCUGACCGUGAACCUCGCCGCGCCCCACGGUCCCGGCGCCUUCUUCCGCUACAUGCGCCAGCCCAUCAAGCAAGAGCUCAUCUGCAAGUGGCUGGCAGCCGACGGCCCCGCACCGCCGCGCCUCUGCUCCAAAACUUUCAGCACGAUGCACGAGCUGGUCACGCACGUCACCGUGGAGCACGUCGGCGGCCCGGAGCAGGCCAACCACAUCUGCUUCUGGGAGGAGUGUCCGCGCCAGGGCAAGCCCUUUAAAGCCAAAUACAAACUUGUAAAUCACAUCCGCGUGCACACGGGCGAGAAGCCCUUCCCCUGUCCUUUCCCGGGGUGUGGGAAGGUCUUUGCUAGAUCAGAAAAUCUCAAAAUACACAAAAGAACUCACACAGGGGAGAAGCCCUUCAGGUGCGAGUUCGAGGGCUGCGAGCGGCGCUUCGCCAACAGCAGCGACCGCAAGAAGCACUCGCACGUGCACACGAGCGACAAGCCAUACACGUGCAAAGUGCGCGGCUGCGACAAGUGCUACACGCACCCCAGCUCGCUGCGUAAGCACAUGAAGGUGCACGGGCGCUCGCCGCCGCCGCCUAGCUCUGGUUACGACUCGGCCACGCCGUCUGCCCUCGUGUCGCCCUCGUCGGACUUCGGCCGCGAGCCCCCGGUGGCCUCCUCGGCGGCGGUGGCGGCGCGUGGCGCAGACCUGAGCGAAUGAUGUCCACCGCGUUGCUCGCAAGGUAAUCUCGGCCGGCGCAGCUGAGCGCCCGCAUCUCGCGCCUGCGACAUCAAAGGGCCCGCGCACAAAGCAAUGUUUCUUCGCCACGGUGCAUCUUCAUGGUAAGUUAGGAUUUCUAUGGCAAUGGGCAAGUCGCACUGAAAUCCUGAAAGGCCGAGCCUGGAGCCCGUCCAGGCUUUUCAUUAAGGACAUAAUAUUUACGUCUAACAGGCCUUUUUUCUUGUGUAUACAAGUAUAUAUUUUUGUUUGACGCGGACUAAAUCAUUUUCAUUUAAUUUCCGGUAAACAAAACCCACGCGAAUGGGCACUUGUUCCCGAUCAUAAUAAAAAUGGAUAAUAAUGUGAGGGAAGAAAAGGGCCGCUUGAAUCGCCGCUCAGCCCCCUUUGUUUCUGCUUUCUGCGGUGAUCAGAGGGCGCAUUUGGGUUUGAUGGCGAGUUUCUAAAGGCGAGGAAAUGGUUUGUAAGAGGGGAAAGAAAAGGAGAAAGGUCUAAUCAAGCUCGGGUUGU
This is a messenger RNA of Equus quagga, 1551 nucleotides long. RefSeq names its product Zic family member 4 (gene ZIC4). The transcript is spliced from 4 exons. Gene Ontology annotation, biological process: central nervous system development; regulation of transcription by RNA polymerase II. Gene Ontology annotation, cellular component: nucleus. NCBI's taxonomy places the organism in Eukaryota, Metazoa, Chordata, Mammalia, Perissodactyla, Equidae. Gene Ontology annotation, molecular function: RNA polymerase II cis-regulatory region sequence-specific DNA binding; DNA-binding transcription factor activity, RNA polymerase II-specific. The record is from RefSeq and is a predicted model, not a curated record. The coding region runs from base 16 to 1023 and encodes 335 amino acids.